GUUGGUUGCCCGCACGGUCAAUUCGCAUCUCUGUUGGGUUCCCUCAGGUGACCUGGUCAGUACGGUAGUUUAUGAUUUCGUUGCUUGCUGCUGAUUUGAAUCCGAAACUGAGUGCAGAGCUACCGCCGCCGCUGCCGCCGGGUGCCACAUGGCACAUGUUGGUCUAUGUUCGAAACACUCUGCACACAGGCAUUCCGCUCGCGUACAAUCCGAAGCGUAUGUGUACUGUCAUCGUUCGUCGUUGCCGCGCCAACCGCAUAAACACUAGCCGAGGGGGUUCGCACUGGUGUUUGUAUGCUGCUAACCAGCCAGUCCGUCAGCAGAGCAGGCAGGUUUCGUUUUGACAUUUCUCCGAAACCGUUCUACACAGAUGUUUUUAUUUGAAUUUUGGUUGCGAUCCGGUGUAGCUCGCGCGUUGAAUUAGAACCGGUAAAUUUGGUGUUAAACUGCGAAGAUCCUAGAAGCUGGUGAAUGUGAUCAAUUAGAAGUGAAGCAAUUGUGCCACGGUGUAGAGGUGAGAAGUGUUAUAGCCUUACAGUUGCUGUUUAUGGUGUUCAUUAUACAGUGCCUUGCUCAACUGCAAUCAAAGUGUAAACAAAACCCCGCGCGUAAAAUAAUUGCAGCUUGCGUCGAAGCAAACAGUGCCAAUCUCUACAUUGUUGUGUUGAAGAAUAAAAAGAAAAAGUAGAGACGCGGGUUUUAAUUGGGCCAAUCCAUCAGCUUAAGUCAAUCAUGCUGACGUUAUCCCACAGCGGCGAUGACCUGGCCAAGUGUCUGGGAGCCGUUACCAUCACCCGAACGCCGAAGGAACAAUUUUCCGAGAAGGGUGUGAUAAUCAACGAAAUUUUCGAUGGAGCAGAGUGUGAUAACUGUCCCGAUCAAUGUCCGGGGUUUUCACCGCACGCCUGGAGAAAAACCUGCCAAGAGUGCAAAUGUCCUCGUGAAACGCAUGCCGUCUAUCACGAACAGUUAACUUCGGUGCGAGAAAGAUUAGGAUUUAAGCAUGACAGCAACACCAGCCGGGUCGACCCGCGACAAAUGGGUUACACCUGGGUUCCCCCAGGUAUACUCACGUCGGCAAAGAUCCAACGAUAUUUUGAUGUAAUCCCGGCGGAGAAAGUUCCUAAAAUCGGUACACAGGGCGAACGGUUCCGGGAUAAACAGCUGGUCUAUCAACUGCCCAAGCAAGACUUAGCCCUAUCUUACUGUAAGCACGUUGAGGAAGCGAACCGAAGCUCGUACGAAGAUUUUGUGGCAGCACGAAACGAAAUCGCCCUGGAUAUAGGCUACGUAAAAGACACUCCAGCUCCGUGCAAGUGUGCCGGCUGUGGCGAUAUGUUAAACCAGGGUGAAAUGGCUGUGACGGCACCGAAAUUUCGAGAUCAAAUCCUAUGGCAUCCGCGAUGCUUCCAGUGCGCAACCUGUGAUGAGCUGCUAGUCGACCUAACGUAUUGCGUCCAUGACGACCAAAUCUACUGCGAGCGGCACUACGCCGAACUGCUGAAGCCACGUUGCAACGCCUGCGAUGAGUUAAUUUUCAGUGGGGAAUAUACCAAGGCCAUGUCGAAGGAUUGGCACUCGGGCCACUUCUGCUGCUGGCAGUGUGACGAGAGUCUAACCGGACAACGGUACGUGUUGCGUGAUGAGCAUCCGUACUGCAUCAAGUGCUACGAGAAUGUGUUCGCCAACAUUUGCGAGGAGUGCAACAAGACGAUCGGCAUUGAUUCGAAGGACCUCUCCUAUAAAGACAAACAUUGGCACGAGGCGUGUUUCCUAUGCAACAAGUGCCGCAUUUCGCUAGUGGACAAACAGUUCGGCUCCAAGGCCGACAAGAUCUACUGCGGAAAUUGCUACGAUGCCCAGUUUGCGUCCAGAUGUGACGGCUGUGGAGAGAUUUUCCGCGCGGGAACCAAGAAGAUGGAAUACAAGACCAGACAGUGGCACGAGAAGUGCUUCUGCUGCUGUGUCUGCAAGACCGCGAUCGGUACCAAAUCGUUUAUCCCUCGAGAACAGGAGAUCUACUGUGCCGGCUGCUACGAGGAGAAGUACGCAACACGCUGCAUCAAGUGCAAGAAGAUCAUCACCAGCGGUGGUGUAACCUACAAGAAUGAACCAUGGCACCGUGAAUGCUUCACCUGCAGCCACUGCCAAGUGUCACUGGCCGGCCAACGCUUUACAAGCCGCGACGAGAAGCCGUACUGCGCCGAGUGCUUCGGGGAGCUCUUCGCCAAGAGAUGUACCUCAUGUACCAAGCCAAUCACCGGAAUCGGUGGUACCCGUUUCAUCUCGUUCGAGGACCGCCACUGGCACAACGACUGCUUCAUCUGCGCCAUCUGCAAGACGUCUCUAGUCGGACGUGGCUUCAUCACCGACGAGCAGGACGUCAUCUGUCCGGAGUGUGCCAAGCAAAAGCUGAUGUAAGGCCGUUUAUUAAUCCCCUUAAAGAUGCACUUCAAGUUAAUCCUUUUACACACGCAAAAAAAAUAUUUACUUGUACACGCUAACUAAGAAACAACGAAACACAGCAAAUGAUAUUCUAAAACAAGGACACAAAAACAAGAUUAGAGCAGCGGGUUGCAGAGCCGAAGCGAAACGGUCGCAGCCCACAACACGCCUAAAAAAUAAGAAAAAGCCUUACACCGUUGUCAAUACGACAAAGCGAAACUAUGGCCAUCUUGCUAAUGAGUAUUUUCGAGGGGAAAUGUUCUCGUUUCUGUAAAAACGAAAGGUUUAUUAUUCUCUAGUGGUGUCGAAAUUUUUAGCACAAAACGAACCACUUUUCUGUUUUGUGACGUGUUAUGUUUUCUCAUCCGGAAUGGACGCAAUAUUAUACUCUUUUAUCCUAUAUGAAAGGUUAGGUUUUGAACGUGUAAAAUUAUUCUAGAUUGAGCGAUUUUUUAAUGCAAAAGAAAUUCAUAUAUUUAUCUGCGAAACCAGACGGUUACUUAUGCUGUGAAUAUAUUUUCUAUAGUUCUUAGAGUCGGCUUUUUUAUAUAUCCCAACAAACCAAACACUCACACGAGAUUAGCGGGAAGCGGCCAAUAUUCACUAAAGUUGCCUUCUACUAUGAACAAGUAACAAAUACCAACACAAACAUACAUACUAAAACCAAUACACACAAAGGUAGAAUACAAAAUCGAAUACGAAGAGACAAGUUUUUUACAGUUGCCCUAGUUUUUAUCGCGCUUUUAAACACACAAACUAAAGUAUUUAUGGCUAGGAUGAAGAAAUGAAAAAAAAAUGCUUUAAUAUUAAUAUUAUUAUAACAGUAAAUCGAGUUAAACUUAACAUUAUAAAUGCUUGUCUCUCCUCCCUCUUUCUGUUCUGUGUCGUUAAUCGUAAGCAAAUUGAAAGCAAACAAAACAUCUAUUAUUAUCCUCGGUCAACGAAGCAAAAUGAAAGAAAAUGUAUUUAAACAAAGAAAACUAAACACUUAUCAAAACUAUUUAAUACUACAGUUACUAAACAUAACCCUAUAUAAAUAUUAUGCUAUUAGAAAUCAGCGGAUAAGAUGAAGAGAAGAAAUCAAAUGUAAAUGCAUUAAGGUUAAACUGUAAGGCAGAAUCAGUUUUUUUAUUUUAAUACUGUUUUCGACAGUGUUUCGUCUAAAGAAUGUUUUACUGUUCAGAUUAUUAUUUAUUCAUUAACACGAGCCGAUUACCAUACUCAACUAUGUUAUGCAACAACAACAACAGCAACAACAACAAGAGAAGAGAAUAUUACGAUUUAAAACCAUUUUUAUCACACCGUGGCGAAGUAUGGUGAAGUGAGUGUACACCCUAUAUCAAAACAAGCGCUAAUCAUUUAUUCACAACAUCUUUGUUAUUACUACACUUACUAUUUUAGUGAUAGACGGGUUUUUUUAUUUUGAAUAAAUAAAUUAUCUCUCCAGUUU
Messenger RNA from Wyeomyia smithii (pitcher-plant mosquito), 3895 nucleotides. It is a transcript of the gene Lmpt, whose product is annotated as four and a half LIM domains protein 2. The transcript is spliced from 10 exons. The record is from RefSeq and is a predicted model, not a curated record. Gene Ontology annotation, cellular component: nucleus; Z disc. Gene Ontology annotation, molecular function: transcription coregulator activity; zinc ion binding. NCBI's taxonomy places the organism in Eukaryota, Metazoa, Arthropoda, Insecta, Diptera, Culicidae. Bases 733 to 2421 code for a protein of 562 amino acids.